UCGCGUGUCGUCACAGCCAGCACUCAUAAACAUCGCGUUCCCAGUCUGCUUCGAAGCGUCACGCCGCUCCGAACGAGCGACGAAGACGGUCGAUAUUUUUGGAGAGUUCUUUUUGUUCCGAAUUUUUUGACAUUUUCUCCGGGAAACGGGUCUACUUCGUUAUCGACCAAGAACCGACGAAGAAAACAUGGCUACAUGCGCGGCGUAGAGCUUAGCAGCGCCUGCUUAGUUCUAAAUCUGAAUAAGCGCGAGCGCCACGGAAGAGGAACAAGGAAAAGUCGAAGUAGUUUAAAGCGCCAGUUUAGCAAAGAUUUAUACGCGCUGCUCGACUUUUAAUCAACCCUUCGAGGCCUUCUCCCCUCGGUAGACAUUUGCUAAUCUUAGACGGGGGUUGAAAUGGACCGGGGCGGCUGUCAGAUGAGCGGAGGAGGAGGCGGCGGCGGCGAAGGCAGCGGGAUCGACCGGAAUGGGGUGAUCACGCUGGAAGACCUGGAGUCCUUCACGGAAGACCAGCUAUCAGACUCGGGCAAUGGCAGCCUCGAAGAUGGGGAAGCCAUGGAGGAAGAAGACGGCUCGGACCGACUGCUCCACUACUGGCAGGAGGUGGCGAGGGGACACCAAGUGGAAGUUUCCCAAGACAUGGCAGAGCCCAUCCAGCAGCUAAGCAGCAACAACCACGGACGCAGCAACAGAGAACAAGUCCCUUUUACGCUUCUCUCACGCAAAGAAAAGUGUGGAGAGCUGCUAUACGAGAAGCGACAGUAUGAAAAGGGCCACUGGGCUUGCAUAACAAUGCAUGAGGACACUUAUGAACAGAGCAUCUGCUACGGUUUCAUGAGGAUAAUGCGAUACAUCUGCCAGCAGAACUCUAUAGGCAACUACCUUGGCAUGACGCUGCCCAUCGUGACGGUGGUUCGUACAAACGAGAACCAGUCCGUGAUCUCCAACGACGUCACGGUGGCGUAUUACCUUCCUGCUGAACAUCAGGCCCAGCCCCCACAGCCCUACGACAGCGACAUAGUCAUAGAAGUCUGGCCUGCGUCUACUGUAUACACAAGGCCCUUCACCGGUCCCACCAAUGAAGUGACCAUCGUGAAUCAGAUCAGCGCCAUGGCCGAGCUGCUGGACUCCCCCGAUCUGUGCGAAAACAACUCCUUCAUUGUGGCUGGCUACACCAACCCCGCUCACAGCAACCGUCAGAACGAGAUCUGGUUCCUGGAGCGGCGCUGAGAGCGCCUGCAGCCUCUACCCAUGAUCCUCUGAGCCUCAUGAACUCUUAACACUGCCCCAGCUCAGCUACAGCCUCAGGUGCAACACCUUCAGUCACCGUCUCUACCUGUAAUGACCACCAGCCUAGCAGACUCCAGUCGAUGAGUUUUGACAAAAAAAAAAAAGUCACCCUUUAGUGCAGCAUCAACCUUUUUUCUGUGCAUUUUGAUAGCUCCUCCCACUGGAAGAACCAAACCGAACGACUGCCAUACAAGGGUGAAGCACUGCAUUCACUGUUGCUUUGAGUUGGCUUAAAACCAGCACCCUUUAGUGAAAACACGUGAUUGUUGUAGCUGUUAGCACUCUGAGCGGUGUCUAAAUAACUGUCCGUCUCUGAGGCAGCCAAACCGCGCUCCAGGCCUCCUCGUUGCACAAAGUCUAGUGCGUGACGCCAUCACCAUGCAGGUGAUUUCAUUUUUGCUUCACACUUUAUCUGUGGUUUCCAGAGUCCACUACAGGUCUGUACGAUGCCCAUCACACUGCAUAUUGUCGUAGCUGUAAGUGCAAUAUUCAUCAGUGGUGACCAACAGCAGCGGCGUCUGGGCCGCUAAGCUAGCCCGGCGCUGGUGCUGAUUUUUGGGGGUUACACAGAGCAGAUGUGUAACAAUUCUUCACAGUCAAAGAGAAAGUGUCUUUAAACACAAUAUAAGCUCAACAACCAGGGGUUUAGAAAGCUGAUAACUAUGAACGUAGCGGCUCAUAAAUGAAUGUAAAGCGGCGGUGCAUCAUAUUUCUACAAACCAAAAGCUGAAAACUCAGAUUUCUAUUGCUGAGUGACAAUCAAAAACGAACGAUAUAGUUUGUGGUGCAAAGUGAUGCAUUCCUCGUGUUUCUAGAUCCUCUUCACACAGACACUUGCCAGAGUAUUCUUCUUUAUGCUCCUUUUUCCCUUGCUAUUGUGUCAGUGAGGAGCAGUGUACUGCAAACACUACUGCAAUCAUGAAAAGACAUAGAGCACAGAGGAUAUUUACUGUGAUUGUAGAAUUUUAAUAAAAAGUUGUGUUUUAGUUGAAGCUUUUUCAUGAGCUGUUGUCAAGUCAGAGAGGGGCGUUUCUUUCUAAAAUACCAGUUGAUUGAAAACAAUUUAAUAGGAGGUUAUAUCAGGAAGUUUGAGAUCCGGAUUAAGUUUGAAUGUUUUUAAGACAACGGAAGCCUGGAAGGUGAAAUGAAAUCAAAGGCAAACGUCACGUGAAAGGAGAAAUCUGAAGUCAGCUUAAGGCUAAAACCCCCUUCUAAUCCUUUUCUAUUUUUGACUAUUUAAAAAAAUAAAAAGGAAGUUUUAAAUGUUUCCUUCACCAAAAACAAUUUUAUUUUAAAUAAAAGUGGAUGUUUGUGGGAAAACCUACAAAGCUGUCUAUUCAUUGUUUUUUUUUCCCCCCGUUAAAAGAACGCUCAUAUGAAAUCUUUUGAGUCUGUCCUUUUUAUUUUUUUUUGAAUAUUGUAACAUACUGUGAUACUGUAAGAGCAACAACUGAGUGCUACAGCGGUUUUCUUUGUUCAAUAAAAAUGUGCUUGUCCCCUGACCUAAAAA
Messenger RNA from Oryzias melastigma (Indian medaka), 2800 nucleotides. It is a transcript of the gene soul3, whose product is annotated as heme-binding protein soul3. The record is from RefSeq and is a predicted model, not a curated record. The transcript is spliced from 5 exons. NCBI's taxonomy places the organism in Eukaryota, Metazoa, Chordata, Actinopteri, Beloniformes, Adrianichthyidae. Bases 397 to 1230 code for a protein of 277 amino acids.